AAAAGCUGAAACUAAAUAGUUUUCAAAAGUAUUUUGGCCUGCAAUAGCACAGCAGCACAACGAGCUGCUACAGGAAAUUGGAAAAAUUAAAACAUUAAACUCCUGUGACCAAUUACUUCAAAAGCAAGAGGAAUGUUUGUAUUUUUUGUAGAUUUUUUUCUAUGUCGGAACCAACAGGCAUACAAUUCAGGAUCUGCAACCUAAUGUCAAUAACAGUUGUUUAGAUAAAAGUUUUUAAGAUGGAUAUGUCUAUGAAAAGUCUCUUUAAUACUGAUAUAGAUGUAGUAAAACGUCUCUUUGUGUGCACAGCAUCAAGGGCUCCUCCCUCAACUAUAGUGGCUUGAGAUGAUGGGGAAACAAAACUAAAGACAGGCUUCAGAAGGUUUACUAUAAACAUCUUGCACAAUGUCAUACAGCCCUCUCCCACAAAAAUAACACAAACACAGUGUCAUCAUCUCCAUCCUCUAUUAUGACAUAUGGGACCUUUCCAACUCAAAUGUAGACGUGUGAGCUCCAACCUUUUUUUAUCUUCACGCUGCAUUAGCAGAUUUUGUCAAUUCAGCAAUGAAGAAGCGUUUGAUACAAAUAUUUGGGUUCUUGAUCUCUUCUUUGGGAUGGCUGUUCAUUCUGUGCACCAUGGCAAUGGACUACUGGAGGAUCAGCCAGAUCGGAGGAGAAGGUGGUUCCUUCAUAAUCAAGGUGGCCUGGCACUGGUCCAACCUGUGGAAGGACUGUUUGACCGACUCCACUGCCGUCACCAACUGUAGAGACUACGGGGUCCUCUGGAGUGUCUUGUAUUACGUCCAGGCAGUUCGGGGGUUGCUAAUGUGCGGCUUGACGAUUGGAUUCUUUGCAGUCGUGUGUUGCUUUAUUGGGAUGGAGUGCACUUAUAUUGGUGGCCCGGAACCAACCAAAGACAAGCUGGUCUUUUCCGGAGCCGUUUUUCAUUUUGUUGGUGGUGUGUCAAAUCUUGUUGCCUACUGCUUAUACAUCAACAGAGUUGCCAGAACAGCUUUUGCUACCAAUUUACCAGCGGGACAAUUACGAUAUGAUUUAGGACCACCCAUAUUUCUGGGUUUGGUGGGAUGUUUUUUAAUUUAUCUUGGGGCUGUUCUGUAUGCUGUGACGGUCAUCAAAGUAAUCUACCCUGAUAGAAAAGUGAUGGAGGUAUAUGGCAGACCAACAUACAUGCCCUCAUCCUACAAAGGAAGAAGUUUGUACACAGGAUACUACGAACCCUCGCGACUCUAUGGGUCUUACGCCUCAGGACGAUCAAGCAUCAAGAUCUCAAGGCUGUCUCAUGCUACACCAAAACUGUCAGAAAGAGAUGCAUUUGUGUAGUACCGAAACUCUUUCAAGACUUGCAAAGUUCUGCAGCAGGGUUGUAAGAAAGUGUAUAAUGUCUAACUAAACUGAAUGCAGUAAUUUUGUAGUAUUUUCUAUCGUUACUAUGUUUUUCGUCACUGCUUUUUGUCACUUAGCCAAUUGGUGUUUAGGUGCUAAUAAAGGCAAAACCUGAGUUUUUGGAUUUCACCAUUUUUAAACAAUUCAUAUGACACCAAGUAAGGGUUGUUGUGAAAUUGAUGUGAAAAUGAUCAAAUAUCUUUCAACUUGUAAGUCUGAGGUCGUGUCUUUUUAAUUGGAGAAAUGAGGUGCGCUCACUUUAGUCUCUCCCUCAAGCAAAGGUUCAAGUAUCUCAGUGUUUUGCUCAUGAAAUGCCAAUAGGUUAGAGAAGAAGAUUCAUGGACAGAUUGGGUCCUGUUCUGCAGCAAAGUGGGUAAUUUUCCAAGCUAUCAGGGUGGAGUCAAAAAUUAAAACUUUCUAUUUUUACCCAAUCUCUAAUCUUCAGCUUUGACCGUGAAUUAUGAGAGAUAAAUGGAUGGAUGGGAAAACAGUGGGGAAUUUGAAGAAACUGAUCCACAUGCUCAGGGACAUUUCUGAGAAACCAUGAACAAACACAGCAUGCAGAAGCCUCUAAAAUAACAGCACCUAAUUUAUGCAAAUACACACAAAACUAAAAUAAACAGGACACAAAUCCCUUAGAGAAACUAAUGCAAAAGAUGUGAAUCAGUGCAAAAAGGACAAGUGUAAGUAUAAACUAAAUAAUUAACAUGCUACUUUUUUCAUCAUAGUAAACAUUUUUCUGAAUAACAAAGAUAUCAAAUCAGAUAUUGACCAAUAAAAUGUGUUGACCAUUUUGCAAAACGAAAACAAGAAAAAGCACUUCUAGUGUUAAAAAUCUGAAACCCAUCUUUAAACAAAAAAGGAAGGCAUUUUGCUCUGUCUUGUCAGUUUUGAAACAAACAAGUGAGCAUUAAGAAUAUUUUGUGCCCUUUUUAUUUGAGUAUCUUUUCAAUUAUGACAUUUUCAUAUAAAGGUUGGACAGCUUUUCUGGAGAGAAAUCAACUGUCCUUCAUAUGAAAAGCAUCAACAGUAUGUUAUUAGCUCAUGUUCUGUGUUUGCCAAGUUGUGCUGUUUUUAUCGUGUUUACUCUUAAUAUUGUGAUUUCAAGCAGCCAUUAUGAGUAUCACUUUUUCUGGAUAAGCUGUUUUUGUUAAUAUGAGCAGUAUAAUAAAAACAUUCUGUUGACUUUCA
Molecule: messenger RNA, 2595 nt
Organism: Xiphophorus hellerii (green swordtail)
Lineage: Eukaryota; Metazoa; Chordata; Actinopteri; Cyprinodontiformes; Poeciliidae
Product: claudin-10-like
Exons: 5
Coding region: 565-1341 (258 amino acids)
Cellular component (GO): membrane; bicellular tight junction
Molecular function (GO): structural molecule activity
Source: RefSeq, a predicted model, not a curated record